Mus musculus (house mouse) is the source of this 2758-nucleotide messenger RNA. RefSeq names its product myogenic factor 5 (gene Myf5). Lineage: Eukaryota; Metazoa; Chordata; Mammalia; Rodentia; Muridae. Gene Ontology annotation, cellular component: nucleoplasm; nucleus. The transcript has 4 exons. Gene Ontology annotation, molecular function: protein dimerization activity. The coding region runs from base 882 to 1649 and encodes 255 amino acids. Gene Ontology annotation, biological process: muscle organ development; skeletal muscle tissue development; regulation of DNA-templated transcription. The record is from RefSeq and is a predicted model, not a curated record.
CCCAAGCUGGACGGGGAGCUUUCUGUGAGAAACUGGACCGCUGCCGGUGACCGUCCUCCUCAGGCGUGGGAAUCUCCCAGUGCAGGGCAGCAGAAGAAACGUGUGACCCUCUGACAGAGCCAGACCUCAGAAAGGAAGCUCAGCUACUGUCAUCCCCAUGAGAUGACCAUCUCUCUCAUCAGAACUUUACUUCUUUGGUCUUUGUCAAACAGGUUUUGAAACACCAAGCUCUCUAGGUUCAUGCCAUCCAUGAAAAUGCCACCUCACUAUUUUACCAACUGUUACCAGUACACAAACUGACUCAAUCUUUUGGUAAAGUUCAUGAAAAUGAGAAGCAAGCACCGGAGAUCCGUGCGUUAAGAAUCCAGAAGCUAGGUUCCCUUUGGUGUUAGACGGAAAUACGGAACUUUAAUGUCUUGCUACCGUGCUGCUGCUGCUGAUUAUGUUAAAGUGUGAUCAAUUUCAAGAAGCCAACCCCAACCCCUUUAAGUGAUCCCUAGGUUUAGUUUAUCCAGAAGGCCACCGAGCAGGUUAGGCUGCAGUAAAAUCAUUAGCGUCAAAGGGACCAGUAAACUGCAAAGUGUCUCUAGAAGAAAGACAAGAGGCUUGCCCAGACAGCCCCUGUGGGGGGUUGUGGUGGGAUAUGCUAAUAACGCCCAGCUACAGGGACCAACCUCCCUUCCCAUCCCCCAGGAAUAUAUAAAGAGCCCCAACCUCAGCCACUGACCGACCCUGGCCAACAGGCAUCUGUCCUUGUUAAUUACAGAGAGACAGUCCCAAACUCCGGGAGCUCCGCCUGGAUUUGCUGGCCUGCAGCAGCCAGGGACUGGCGUGUCUCCCUCUCUGCUGAAUCCAGGUAUUCCCACCUGCUUCUCUGAAGGAUGGACAUGACGGACGGCUGCCAGUUCUCCCCUUCUGAGUACUUCUAUGAAGGCUCCUGUAUCCCCUCACCAGAGGAUGAGUUUGGGGACCAGUUUGAGCCAAGAGUAGCAGCCUUCGGAGCACACAAAGCUGAGCUGCAGGGCUCAGACGAUGAGGAGCACGUGCGUGCACCUACCGGCCACCACCAGGCUGGCCACUGCCUCAUGUGGGCCUGCAAAGCUUGCAAGAGGAAGUCCACUACCAUGGAUCGGCGCAAGGCCGCCACCAUGCGCGAGCGUAGACGCCUGAAGAAGGUCAACCAAGCUUUCGAGACGCUCAAGAGGUGCACCACCACCAACCCUAACCAGAGACUCCCCAAGGUGGAGAUCCUCAGGAAUGCCAUCCGCUACAUUGAGAGCCUCCAGGAGCUGCUGAGGGAACAGGUGGAGAACUAUUACAGCCUGCCGGGACAGAGCUGCUCUGAGCCCACCAGCCCCACCUCCAACUGCUCUGACGGCAUGCCUGAAUGUAACAGCCCUGUCUGGUCCCGAAAGAACAGCAGCUUUGACAGCAUCUACUGUCCUGAUGUAUCAAAUGCAUGUGCUGCAGAUAAAAGCUCCGUGUCCAGCUUGGAUUGCUUGUCCAGCAUUGUGGAUCGGAUCACGUCUACAGAGCCAUCCGAGCUGGCUCUUCAGGACACAGCUUCCCUCUCUCCAGCGACCAGCGCCAACUCACAGCCUGCUACCCCGGGACCCUCCAGCUCCAGACUUAUCUAUCACGUAUUAUGAACUCUCUCCCGAUGAUCACUCCUGCUAGGAGGGCGUCCUUCAUGGAGGAAAAGAAGCCCUGAAGCUGAAGGAAAGACAAGCUGGGCAGAAUACGUGCUUUUCGGUUGUAAAUACUGUCUUGCCACUUUAUGAGAAAAUAGAUUUAACUGAAAGUCACAUUUGCAAUAAUGGAUUCUCCUCUGCCUGUUCUUUUUGCUUUCGGUUUUUUUUUUUUUUUUUUUUUUAGCUUCCAAUUGCUUUAGAUACAUGAUUCCAGAAAUAUUUUUCUGUUGGAGGCAAUUAAUUGACAGUUACUUAGAGUAAUUCUUAACUUAUACAUAUAUAUUGUAAAUAUUGCACAUCAAAAUAACUUUGGUAUUUAGAGCUCUAUAUUUUUCUUCAAAAUAACAUUUUAACAGCUUGGAAUCCAUUACAGGGAAUUAAAAAUAUAUUUAACUUUUGCUUUUCUCUUUAAUCUUUUGUUAAUAGUGUAUCAUCAAAUGAAAAUAUAACAGUUGUGCCUAAUGGUAUAUACUUUCUUAAAAUCUUUUAAUCGUAUAAUCUUACAUCUUUUCUUAUAAGAAAUACUUCUUUCAAUGUAAGCUAUAAAUAAUACAUUGAGGGCAAUUUCAAACUAUUAAAAAUGUAAAUUUCCCCAUAAAUAACAUUGAAAUAACUAAUUUGUUUCUUGGCCUUUAAAAAUAACAUCCCCAAUGAAAUUAGCAAACCAUGAACACGAAACAUUUAAGAAUGGGUUAAAUAUGAUCACACAGUUAGCCUUGUAGAUAUGUAUUGAAAUAAUUUAUGAAUUUCUUUUAGAUUUGUUGAUGUCACUUGUAAAAAUAUUACAUUUCCAUUGUAAGCACAUUUCAAGAAUGCCUGGUAAAUGAAGCCCCCUUUUCUUUGUUGUUAUUUCAUACAAUGUCCAGUUGUAUAUAAAAAAAAAGGAUUGUAAAAUUUUAUAGGAUAAUAUCAUUUGUUUAAGCAAAAAAGCUUAAAAAGUAUUAUGUCAUUUUACUAUAUACAGUACUUUGCCAAUCAUGAGCCAGGUUUUAUUAACUAUUUGUAUAUGCCUUAAAAUAACUUGAUAAAUAAAUGUACUAUUAUUAUCAAUAAAAUAUUUAAAGGAG